Messenger RNA from Closterium sp. Yama58-4, 363 nucleotides. The record is from the annotation of a GenBank genome assembly. Lineage: Eukaryota; Viridiplantae; Streptophyta; Zygnematophyceae; Desmidiales; Closteriaceae.
AUGACAGCUCUCUCAUCAGCGCUGACUUUUGAGUCGACUCAAAAGCAGAAUGUGACCAAGGCAGCGAUAAAGGCGUGUCGAAACGCCAUCACGUCUAACUCCAUCCCCGCCUUCCGCACAGGUGCCAUCCCAGGUGUGUCGUGGCAGCAGAUGAAGCUUCAGGUGCGCCUGGGCGUGCCUAGGAACCUCCAGGCUGACCUGGAUAUUGACCAAGUCAAGGCCGUGUUCCCCUAUGGUGAGAUUAUCGGAGUUGAAGUGGUUGAUGGUGGGCUCAUCUGUUCAAGUGGAGUGGCGUUAGAAGCACUUGGUGAUCGCAAUGAUGACUGCUAUGUCGUGAAUGCAGCAGUCUAUGUAGGAUAUUGA